Molecule: messenger RNA, 481 nt
Organism: Diorhabda sublineata
Lineage: Eukaryota; Metazoa; Arthropoda; Insecta; Coleoptera; Chrysomelidae
Product: ejaculatory bulb-specific protein 3-like
Exons: 2
Coding region: 20-409 (129 amino acids)
Source: RefSeq, a predicted model, not a curated record
UAAACUGAAAUUUCCGAAAAUGAAAUUAUCUCUUGUCGUUUGUGUGGUAUUGGCGGUAGUUGUAGUUUCGGCUAGAGCCGAAGAAAAAUAUACGACAAAAUAUGAUAACAUCAAUAUUGACGAAAUUAUUAACAACGAUAGAUUACUGAGAGGAUACGUGGAUUGUCUUUUGGGAACUAAAUCUUGUACUAAAGAAGGAGAAGAGCUGAAAAAGGUUUUCACAGAUGCAUUGGAUACUAAAUGUGCCAAAUGUAAUGACAAGCAAAAAGAAGCCGCGAAGAAAAUAGGUAAACACCUCAUACAAAACAAAAGAUCGUGGUUUGAUGAGCUUGUAGCAGCUUUUGAUCCAGAGCACACCAAACUGGAGUUCUACAAAGAAGAUCUUGAAGCUGAAGGAAUCAAACUUUAAAUGGAUAAAUGAAUACCUGGGUUUUUAUUACAUUAUAAUUUCAGUCAACUUGUUUGGUUUAAUAAAUUUGAU